Molecule: messenger RNA, 3096 nt
Organism: Phytomonas sp. EM1
Lineage: Eukaryota; Euglenozoa; Kinetoplastea; Trypanosomatida; Trypanosomatidae
Source: the annotation of a GenBank genome assembly
AUGAUAAAUGACAAAGUGCUUGUAUCACAAGCUUUGAUAGGCAGAAGACGCUAUAAGGAUCUCGAUUCUUUUGGAUGGACUCAGCAUCCGACCCACUACGCAACUACAGAUCAACUUGGGAGCAAUUAUUUUGCCGUUUUUCUCUCCACCAUCCGAGGUUGCCUCACAAGCUCGGGAAGGGGAGUUGUGAAAGGCGAGGCCGCGCAGAGCGAGUUCGUCCGAACGACCACAACCGAGAGCCUUGUUGUAACCCUUCAGGUUCUGCAUUGUGAGGAGACCCUCACGCCGGUUAUGCAGUCCUGCGUUUCCACGCCGCAGUUGCGCAGCGUAUCGUGCGGGGACUCGGCUCCUGAUGCACAGCUCCUAAACGAGUGGGUGAUGUUCCCCCUGCGGUUGUGUGAUAUUCCGCUGGAUGCUGUCGUUGACUGCCGUGUGUACGACUCCAGGGGCGGCACCUGCCUCGGCGUGGCGCGGUUUCACCCGUUUGAUUUGCUUGGGGAGCUUCGGACAGGCGAGCUGACAUGCGAGUUGCGGUACCCUGCGAGUGUUGGAGGCGAGGAGGGGUUCGAUGAGACCUCGCACGAUGAGAUUCUUUCUCACGCCGGGCGGGAGUCUAGUUCCGACCCGGAGGAUUCCUUCACUUCCGUCUCGUCAUCCCUUCAGGGGAAUAUGCUUGGUGAAUCAUUGCUCCGGGCGCGGUAUCGUGGCAUGUUCCCCGCCAUUCCCUGGUUGGAUGCGAUAACCGAGGACUUUCUUCAGCAGGAAUCGCGGUUGAUCACUUCAGUUGAAACGAGUGAGAAAGAAGUGGGAUCAUCAAGUGAUGGUGCUUUACAGCACUUCGGAAAAGCAUAUUUGCAGCUUUACUUACCUCUGCCCUCCGAACCUAUACCUAUUCUGGCGCAACACACGCCACAAAGGUUUCUCGGUGGUAAAGACCCCAACGUGCGCUAUACCGCUAAGGCUUUGCUCAGCGCGUACGCAGCGGAUGCCAAUACACCAUAUGUAGACCACUAUUACCUUUUCAAGAAUCACAACGUUUGCGAGGCGAUGGCCGCCAUUCAGGCCCGUUCGCUUUACCUUUUGUACGAUAGCACUGCCGCGCCAGGGAUACGGGAGCGGCAGCGUUUGAUGGAGCUCGCUGCCCGGCCGCCCGUUCAGUUAGAUCCACCGCGCAUCGAAGAUGUCGCGCUGCUGUGGAAGUAUCGUCACUUUGUCUGCAAGGACUCGCGCUUUUUUCUCACCUUUUUGCGCACUGUUGACUGGAACCAGCCGAACUCGGCGGAGGGGCGGGUGGCCACGGAGCUCAUCGCGCAAUGGAAGUCGGUCGGCCUCUCUGAGGUGCUUGGCUGUCUGUCUAGACUCUUCAGCGGCGUAGCGCCGGUGCGUCAGUUUGCCGUGCAGCUGCUGAACCGCGAGAGCGAUGCGAGGUUGUGCUGGUUCUCUGUCUGCCUUAUUCAGGCGCUGCGCUAUGAGAGUAAACACCAGGAGCUGACGCGCUUCCUCCUCAACCGCGCCGCGCGACAUUGGGAGCUUUGUUGCGCACUGUACUGGGGGUGUUUGGUGGAGGGAGCUCUCGAAGGUGAAUCCGGGCAGAGGCUGCAGACGGAGCAGCAAUCGCCCAUUCUGAAUAUUUUCCAUCAAUUGGAGGAUAUGUUGGCGAAAACGCAGCCGCUUUUUCUCUGUCGCCUCCAGCGCCAGCGGCGUCUUAUUAACUCCCUGCGCGAGCUUUGCUCCACGUUGCAGAGGGCCCCCAUUGACCGGCCGGGAAAGAUCGAGCUUGGAAGAAAACUAUUAGAGAAAAUGGUAUGUGGCUUUGAUGAGGUCUUCUCACGGUCCGGUAGUAGUGAAAUCCCGACAGGAUCAUCCAGGACCCUCUAUGCUACUGCAGCCGACAGAGACGGCGAGCAUGAGGACAUGACACAGGGCGACGUCCUCGACAUGCCCGGCACGGCUACCCUGCCUUGCCAUCCCGCCCUCGCUUUUGAGGGUGUCAGUAGUUCCAGCUUCUCCAUUUUUAAAAGUUCCAAGUUCCCGGUACAGGUUGUCUUUCGGCUUGCGGCACGCCCCGCGGGAGCUCUCGAUUCUAUUCCAAAGGUGGGCCAUGGCUUAGCCUCUUUGAAGAGCCCCUCGGAUGGCGGCCCCCUUCCACGCCAUGAGGUGGAGACGAGGCCGAUUGUGCAGACGGAAGGGCCGGAGGAACCCACCGCGGCGGGGGAGAGGAUCUCCACGGCAGUACGUGGUUCGCGCGGUAUGUCGGCGACGCCAUCACACGCCCGUGUUUUCCAGCCGUUGGCCUUCAGUGCGCCAUCGGACGCGGUCGAGGAGCUGCCCAUGAUGUUCAAACUGAACGAUGAUGUGCGGCAGGAUCAGCUGGUGUUGCAACUCAUCUACUGUGUGGACAGCUUUCUGCGACAGGACGGCUUAGAUUUGUGCUUGACGCCCUACCGCGUCGUCGCCACGGGCCCCAACGAGGGUCUUAUUGAAGUUGUGCUUAACGUGGCCACCUUCCAGAGUGUUCAGCGUGAUAUGCUCAAGUACUUGCGUCAACAUAACCCCACCCCCUCGGCGAUGCAAGAGGCGAUGGAUCGGUACAAACGGAGCUUCGCAGGCUACUGCGUUAUAACCUUUGUGCUGGGUAUCGGGGAUCGCCACCUUGAGAAUAUCCUCGUUGCGCAGGAUGGGCGGCUGCUUCACAUUGACUUUGGCUAUAUCUUGGGUAACGAUCCGAAACCGUUUCCGCCGCCGAUGAAGAUAAACCGCGAGAUGAUCGAUGUUUUGGGCGGUCCUCAGAGCGUUGGGUACGUCGAGUUUAAGUCGUAUUGUUGCAGUGCGUAUAACAUUCUACGCAAGCAUGCUGCGCUUUUUCUGCAUAUGCUUCAACUUAUGAGUCAUGCCCGUUCGUUGCCACAGAUUACCGGAAGCGGCAUUGUAGACCCAUCCCUCAUUCUUCUGCAGGUGCAGGACAAGCUAAGACUAGACCUCAGCAACGCACAGGCGACUCAGUACCUUCAGACCGUCAUUGCCGACAGUGUGGGAUCUGUUUUUACGGGGUUGUGGGAUGUGCUCCAUGCCGCUGCGCAAGCCACGCGUGUCUGA